Xiphias gladius (swordfish) is the source of this 4191-nucleotide messenger RNA. It is a transcript of the gene nfil3, whose product is annotated as nuclear factor, interleukin 3 regulated. The transcript is spliced from 2 exons. NCBI's taxonomy places the organism in Eukaryota, Metazoa, Chordata, Actinopteri, Istiophoriformes, Xiphiidae. Gene Ontology annotation, cellular component: nucleus. The record is from RefSeq and is a predicted model, not a curated record. Bases 269 to 1648 code for a protein of 459 amino acids. Gene Ontology annotation, molecular function: DNA-binding transcription factor activity; DNA binding. Gene Ontology annotation, biological process: circadian rhythm; DNA-templated transcription; regulation of DNA-templated transcription.
CAGAUCUAUGAGUCAGUAGCCACCUUGAAAGGAAAAAGCCACAGGAAGAGAACUAGGCACUUCACAACUUGUAGGAUUUUAUCACCAGUUCUUGCCUUAUUAGCUGAUGGAAAACCUAUACCUCUUCCCUGUGCUCGAUUCGCGGUGGAAAACCAGACCAAACCCUCCAACCAGGUGGUAGAAAAGAUUUCCUCAACUCAAGUGGAAUAACUGAAGGUUGGAGUCACUAUUGAUGAAUACAAGCAUUAUGGUGUACAGUUAAAGACCUAUGAGCAUAUUGACAGUAACAAACCGUGGUAAUAUGCAAUCAAUCAAGCAAGAGGUGGACUCUGGUGAGUCCUACAGUGGAGACGACGCCCUGGUCCUGGCUGUGGCCUUACAAGGGGCUAACAGAGACCAUAUAGGCAACAAAAUCUCUCCAAUUCCGUUCAAGGCUAAAAGUACCUGUCGCAGGAAAAGGGAGUUUAUCCCAGAGGAGAAGAAAGACACCCUUUACUGGGAGAGGCGUCGCAAAAACAAUGAGGCGGCCAAGCGCUCAAGGGAAAAGCGACGCAUAAACGACAUGGUGCUUGAGAGCAAGCUGAUGGCCCUUGGAGAGGAAAAUGCCUCCCUCAAGGCUGAGCUCCUGUCGUUGAAGCUGAAAUUUGGCCUGGUGAGCUCAGCAGCAUAUGCCCAAGAAGCCCAGAAGUUAUCCAACUCUACCACUGUCAACCUCUACCAGGAGUUUGUUCCACCCAAUGCUGACCAAGGUUCUUCCUGCAGGGAUUUGGAGCCUCUUCAUUUGCGCAGCAGCUGCAUAUCAGUCAUCAAGCAUUCACCUCACAUGCCCGAGACAUGCACUGUAACUCAGGGUAGCUUCAGUAUCUGCAGGACUGCAGAUGUCAAGCAAGAACCAGCAGAGAAUGGCAGCUAUGCACAGGAGAGGAGUAGUCCUUAUGAGCUCUAUAGAAACUACAUAGCCAGCCCUUUGUCUGGUGUUUGCUCCCAGCCUGCUUCAUUCCUGCAGAUCACCAGCUCAUCCAGUAACUCACCGAGGAGCUCAGAUGAUGGUGCUAUAAGCAAAUCAUCAGAUGGUGAGGAUGAGCAGCAGGUCCCCAAAGGGUUGAUACCAUCUGUAGCUGACCCAAGAAGUGUCAUUGUCUCCACACACAAAGUGCCCGAUGCCAGUUCCUCAGCUUUGCCCCAUAAACUGCGGAUCAAAGCCAGAACCAUACAAAUCAAAUUGGAGGCUAUUGACCCUGAAUACGAGUUCUCUGGAAAGUCCUCAUCUCCCGUCAGCAUUACAGAGGGAGGAUGCUACCAGACCACUCAGAACUCUUCAGAGUACAUGGAGUCCCAUCUGUGCCCUUUGUCAGUACAGGUCACCAACAUGCAAGGAUGGACCCACCGGUCUGAGCAGUGGCAUAAAAGCAGCACAGAGGCACUGUGGGGUGGCUGCAAGAGUAACAGGCGAACCCCAAGCCCCGUCUCAAACAAAACUAUUGUGGAUGUAAAAGAACCUUCUUAUGCACACUCAGAUGAUGAGGACUUACAUAUAAAACAAGACCUUGCCACCCUGUCUGCAAAAGUCGCCUCUUUGAAAAGACUGAUCACAACACAGCAAGGGUCUGUGAUAGAGUCAACCAAAAGCACCACUGAUCAUCAUUAGUCAUUAUCAAAAGGAUGUUCCUCUGAAUAACCUGUGUGUUUUACAUUUCCACUUAAUUUGCUAUUGCACUGUGUGGUUGUUAUUAGGGUUAAGUAAUGUUUCGAUUAUUGUAAAUUUUCAAAUAAAAGCUGUUCAAAUAAUGGCAGAGUCUAAAACAAUAGCUGUUGCAAGCACAAACAAAGACUGCUUACUAAUAUAGGCUGAAGAAUAGUGGAAUUACCUGUAUUUUAAUAGCUUGCAUGGUAAAAUCAGUACAAUGUACAAUGCCACAGUACUUGUUCCAUCAGCACAACAACAGAGCUAUGUCAUACUCACUACUCUGCUUUUGAGUUUCCCUUCUCUAACAUUAAUACUCUUUUCAUACACUUGUUAAUUCCAGUCACUUCUACGGUGGUGGUUUUUUCAUCCACUGUUGGGUUACCAUCAAUGAAAGGUAACACUUCCUGCAGUAUAAAAAGCCAACUAGAAAACAAUGGGAUUAUCCCCUUUAAGGAUGCUGGAAGGCUUUCAUGACAAAUCUUUGCAGGGUGCUCUGACUGUCAUUGACGGUAACUUGAUCAGGGAUAGAAAUGUGAAAGUAAUUAAUGGUGAUUAAAAAUAGUAUUUCUGUUCAAACAAACAGGAAAAAAAACCUCAGUGAGAGCAGCAGAGUGAUCAGUAUGACAGGACUGGCGGAUCAAGUUGUCCCAGGAAUGGACGAAAAGUUUGCAUCAACAGCUAAUUAAAACAUGAGAAAACAGGGAGAGCUUUUAAUAAAAUAUGAUCAAAUAGGGUUAUAAAAGGGUAAAUUAGAAAUAAUAGCUUAUGGUUUUCUCUGCAGUAGGGGUAGCUUAAAAAAAGGAUAUCCCGUCACUGUUAUGUGUGAAACUUUUAUUUUACUUUUAACAAAUUAUUCUUGACUGCUGUCACUGGGCUCUAAUCAUCACUAUACACCUAUGGUCACUGAACACUUUUCUGUUACGAUUUUGUGGAGCUGAAAAGGCCCUGGUUAUUAACGGCUGUCUCCAGCCUGGCCUGUUGACGUUAUCAUUUCAUGUUUGGCAGGGGUGGAGUUUGGCCAUUCUUUAAAGCUGAAAUGCAUAAUUAUAUUAAUUAAUGUAAUAUGGUUAUUGUAUACAUUUGUUAUUUGGUGUGGUGACAGAUUUACAACAGUUGGAGACGCAGCUCAUAUUUCUGCUUUAAAGAAAUGUUUGAUAUUACUUUAUUUUAUGGGUUUGUAAUAUCUGAAUUAUUUCCCAAUAAUCUUCAAGACAUUUCCUGGAAAGAAUGAUGUAAUUUAGUAUGUAUUGUGGGGAAAAAUAGAUGUUUAAUUGACAGACUCCUAAUUACUUAUAUUCAAUUUCAAUCAAUUCAAUUUUAUUUAUAUAGUGCCAAAUCAUAACAGAGGUUAUCUCGGGGGACUUAAAUGACUGCUAAUGUAACCUAGAGAUUCUUUAGUCAGUGUGCAGCAGGUCAGCUGAACAUGCAAAAAUAUGGACUUUCUCUACAGACAAACAAUUGAACACGUGGAAAUUUAGUUUCCAAUAAUAAAUGAAUAAUGAGUUAAUAUAAAUUAGGUUUAAAUUUAGCUUUUCUUAAAAAGACAUUCCUAUUUUCCCUACAAUUAGCGUCAAAUUACAUCUUUACAGGAAACUUUCUAGGAAUAGAUUUGAAAGUUACAACCCAUGAAAUACAGCAUAACUGAUUUCUGUUUUCCUGGUUGACAAUGUUAUUGCUGCUUACCUUCAUAACUAAAGUAAACAAUAUUGUAUUGUUGUACAUGUUUGCAGUCAGUGACAUUGUCACUGUAUUCCAACAGUGAGCUGAAACAACUUCACAGACACCAUGCUACACACUCCAUCAUCGCCUCUACUGCAGUUUAUAAAAGCAGAAAGUUACGGAAUUUUAACAUAACUUUUAAAUUGGCUCUGACACAUUUACUGGUUCAGUGUUUGCCAAACAGCCAUCAAUUCUCUUGUUUUCUAGUAGUCUUGUUAAUUGCUUAAACCUUCCAGGCUGCUGGUUAAACUGAGUAUGUGGGUGUGAUACUGGCAGGAGAAUUGUGACUACCAUCUGAUGGAACGGACUUACAGAGUGUAACUGAAUUUUAUAAAGAGCUGACAUACAUUAUAUUCCUCCACAUUCUAUCCUCAGUUGGUGGAAAAUUAAUAUUUUUUAUCAAAAAGUCUCCAGAGAUCCAGCAUGAUACCCUUAUAGUUCUUGUAACUGUAUUAUUACAUUUUACGGAAUCCAGAACUGUCAGGGUUUCGUCAAACAGCUUAUUUAUUAAUUUUUUAUAGCCAUUUGUGGGAUUACAUCAUACCCCGUGACCUUCUCUGUAGUCAAUAUAAAAAUGCUGACUUCAGUCAACUCUAGUUGAUGUGACAUAGAAUAAUGCAGUUCAUUUUAAGCAAAUUGUGUAUGCAUUUGUUAUCAUAGUUUGGAAUAUCUCAUUGAUGAUGAUGAUGAUGAUGAUGAUGAUGAUGAUGACUCCAUUUGCCCAGCAACCUAAAGUUCAGCUGUCUAGAUUGGAACACUUUUCUCAAGAUUUAUUGUAACACUGA